AUCUCAAACGAGGCUGCGUGGGGCCUGUGUGUCCUUAUCCCGGUGAGAAGGUAGCCGCCCGCUGUCACUUACUCACCCCCUUCCGUCACCCUCUACCCGCCACCUUUUGCCCUCCGUCCUACCCACCUACAACUGCAAGUGGUUGCUGCCCGUUAGCGCGUCUUUCCCCUGCAUCACCCUCAGUCUCCGUGCUUCCAGCAGUACGCCUGCCUGCUCCCCGGUAUCAGCGGAGCCUCCCCAGUGACGGUCCACGAGCCGAUAAAACUCGGGAGCGCCCUCGCUACUGUCUCUUGAAGCGCCGUCACACCACGGUACACACAUAGCCAAGGUGCCUUUGUCCGCUUGCUCAGUACAAGGCGGAAUGGAAGGGCUGAAGACAGGAAGGUGCCCCCUCGUGUUCCUGGGUGUUCUGUUUCUGCACGUCGGUUGGGUGCUGGGAGACUGGGAACACUCGUGUUCACUAGAGACAAAGAGGGAGGGACCACAGGGGAUCUGUGGGUCGCGUCUCCCUGAUGUGCUAGAGCUCGUGUGUCGGGUGUACGGGGGUUACACAGAGAAGUGGUUCCGGAAGCGGAGUGACGAAGAUAGUAAAAACAGAAUAAAAGAUAUUAUUUUAGGAAAAAGGGAUGCUCUCUCCUAUCUUAGUAAACGAAGCACAAGCUCAUUCGGCGAGCAGGGAAUUACCUGCGAAUGUUGUUACCACAGGUGUUCCUACUCAGAGCUCCGGCAAUACUGCAAAUUGUCACAGUUAACAGGGGGUCGACGACCACUACACCUGGGGCGUAAAUAGCUGGACUCCCACCCACCUCUUCAUACCUGCCUCCCCCACCCCGCUGCUAGCUGUCCAGCCUCUUCCGGCUUCACCCUCACCCUCUCUAGCAUAUGAUGACUAACCAGGUGAUGCUUGACAAACCAGUGCUUCUGUUUACUUUGCUGACGGUGCUUGAAAUUCUUGUGCACGAUAACAGCACCUGCGACUCGGUGAUGUGACAAGACGCCAUAGUGUAUGUGUGGCUAAUGCUUGGCCAACUUCUUGAAGGCAAAAAUAAGACAUCAACAAAUUGAAGAGGCUUGCUCAAAAGCACCACAUAAAAGACUUGGAUUUAUGGUGUCUGUACGAUUGCUUUGGACAGUGGAAUAUAGUCAGUGACAUAAUACAAUUGUGACAGUGACAAUAGGUGAAGAAAUGUUGUACACGCCAAAGGUGCAAGAUCAGACUUGCCUUAAGGUCCUUUCCUUAUCAAAACACAUCCUUAAAUAUUCCAUUUAAUCCCGAGCGUGCUGAUCUUGCACAUGAGGUCUAAAUCAGAGCAUCAAACCAUGUGCAAUUCUGAUCUUGCAUUUUUUCGAUACAACAACGCGUUGAUCUGAAAAUCGUGUUCUCUGGUACCUCCAGGCCUCUUGGACUCAAUCAGGAGGGAAUUGUUUGUUUCAUUACAUGAGUUUGUUAAUACAAAAGUGUAUCUGUUUCAUUUGAAACCUUUAAGUGCCAUCAUGUCAAAUUUAUGUCCGUCAAGCAUUCGUUCCCCUUUGUACAACAGUCUAUAUCAUCUCUGAAGAGUUUAUGCAAACUACACGAGGUUUUAGAUUUCUUCACUAUAUCCUUUCACUCAUCAGAUUUAUUUUAUCCGACAAUGCACCGUAUUGUACAUGUAAUCAUAGAGCAUUAGAGAGUUUUUUGGCCAGCCAGAGAUAAAAGACACAGGAUCAAAGCAUUGCUAUCCCUCAUCACGACCGGUUUAACGUGCAUAUUGAUUUCAAGACAGAAACGUCCAUUAAUAACUCUGAAAAUUCGUCUUUUAGUAUUUACACAGGAAUCCAUUGAGGAUAUUGAUGAUGGUUUUGGAUAUUUUUAUCUGAACAUCUACGGUAAUAUUAAAAAGUUUAAGUGCUCAUGAGAAGUAAUAUUAUUCACAGUUAAGUAUCCAGAAAAGGCUUAAAUGACACUGAAGAGGUUUAGUACUCGCUUCAAAGCCAAAAAGCAUCCAGUUGUUAUUAUGGAAAACAUGUCUUACUUACUUGAAGAUGAGGCGUUUUUCUUCGCCCACAGCAUAACACACGUUGUAAAAACGAGCAAUAUCUCCCUAUUUCCUUUUCUUGUCAUGCAAUAGGUAUGUUCAGAUGUUUGCAAACGCUGACGCUAAUGUGCUCAUGAAACCUGAUAGCUCUGAAAAGAUGUUCUUGAAGCAAACAAGUUUAACGUAUUUUGUCGAUCUGAAAAUAACACAUUACUUACGUUUUUCUGUAACAGUUGUCACUGUUGUUACCGUAGCAACGGUUUGUUCAUUAAAGAAAGAUGUAUAGAUUUACACAACAUGAAUUACAUAUUUUAUGAGACAGUAGGGAAGAUAUUAGAUAUUAAGCAGUCAUAAUUUCUCUCAAGACAGAUGCUUGUGGAUAUUGAGAAAAUGCUAUUACGAUGUUCUAAGUGAUGGCAGAUUAAAAGUAUACGUUAGUAUCAAUUGUACCUUUGUAUGUUUGUACUUAUAUUCUCAUUUAUGCCGCGUUUCUUUUAUUUAGUCCUUUGUAUUGAACAAUUCGAUCAGACAAUAUCCCAUGUAUUUGUAUGUCAGUAUGACUGUGCUGUCUCAAUUACUGCUCAUGUGAUGUUUAUAUGAUGAGAUGUCGGCACGAUGAUGCAGGAUGCUACAUGGCGAUUAGGUGGUGGGCUGUUCCACUGUGUCCGCCAGAUGGCGUGGUGUUACAUCUGACCAACAGGUGGCAGGGUGUUACAUCUGACCGUCAGGUGGCGCGUUACAAGGUGACCACAAGGUGGCAGGGUGUUACAUGGUGACCAACAGGUGACGGGGUUUUACAUAUAACCAACAGGUGGCGUGGUGUUACAUCUGACCACCAGGUCGCAGCGUAUUACAUCUAACCACCAGGUGACAUGGUUUUACAUCUGACCAACAUAUGGCGUGGUGUUACAUGGUGACCACCAGAUGACAGGGUUUUACAGGGUGACUAUCGUAUGGCAACGUCACAGGUUGUUAUACUACAACCAUCAGGAGGGUAUUUGGGUGUCAGGUGGUGACUGCAAGGUGGGGGUUGUUACGUGGUGGCCAUCAGCCGGCGUGGUUGUUGCAUGCCAUCGGGGAGGAGUGCACCGUAACAUGGAUGUGUGAUGGGGCGCGCUGUAACAUGUCGUCGGCUGGGAGGUUCACCGUAACAUUGCUGCCUGCGGAGAGAGGAAGGGGUGGAUGGGAGAAAGGUGGAGGGGUACACCGUAACAUUCUGCAUGCUGGGAGGUUCACCGUAACAUUGCUGCCUGCGGAGAGAGGAAGGGGUGGAUGGGAGAAAGGUGGAGGGGUACACCGUAACAUUCUGCAUGCUGGGAGGUGCACCGUAACAUUCCUCCCGCUUGGUUGGGCACUCGUAUCAUUCUGUCUGUCAUUUGAGAUUCCGUGACAUGAUGACUUCUCUGUGGUAUGUUGUGACAUACCGCCCUUGAGAGAUUUCAAAAUUGACUUCUAAAUCAACGAUACGGAUGUCUGCAUGAAUAAAUAAAAUGUCUGCAAACGUUGACAUAUGUGCACAUGUUCACAGACAGCUUUGGUGUCACAUGUUUCACAUGUUGAGGCAUCAUAUCAAAUCCGUGCUGGAACAUGUACAAGAGACAAGACAGAUAUGGUCCAGGGUGAUCAAGAUGUCGCGAACCUGGCUGUAUUCGGUUAAAGUGGUUAAAACGUCCACCCCUACCAGAGAUCCUAGGUAAUACGAUGGUGAUAACCAUUGUACCCCUCUCAACCAACACGGGGCGGUCGGGUAGCCUGGUGGUUAAAGCGUUCGCUCGUCACACCGAAGACCCGGGUUCGAUUUCCCACAUGGGUACAACGUGUGAAGCCAAUUUCUGGUGUCUCCCGUCGUGAUAUUGCUGGAAAAUUGCUAAAAGCGGCGUAAAACUAAACACUUACUCACUCACUCAACCAACACGCACUAUUCAUGACCUCUGCAAUUCCCCAACCCUUCUCCCAACGCUCUUCAUGCCAACCCAUUGUUCCUCCCCUCCUCCUCCCCUCCCUCCCCAACCACCACACGCCAUGGUUCGCCUGUAUCCACCUUUGUCUGCUUGAACGGGAGGAGUUGGUUUUGGAAAGUGGUGGGAAUAAACAGUAAACAUCA
Haliotis rubra (blacklip abalone) is the source of this 4122-nucleotide messenger RNA. Its product is annotated as con-Ins Im2-like. The record is from RefSeq and is a predicted model, not a curated record. The transcript is spliced from 5 exons. Lineage: Eukaryota; Metazoa; Mollusca; Gastropoda; Lepetellida; Haliotidae. Gene Ontology annotation, molecular function: hormone activity. Gene Ontology annotation, cellular component: extracellular region. The coding region runs from base 362 to 790 and encodes 142 amino acids.